This is a messenger RNA of Stylonychia lemnae, 1125 nucleotides long. NCBI's taxonomy places the organism in Eukaryota, Ciliophora, Spirotrichea, Sporadotrichida, Oxytrichidae. The record is from the annotation of a GenBank genome assembly.
AUGCAGAAUCCAUUUAAAACAAAGUAUUUAGAAACUUUAACAUUUCUUAGGAGUGGUCAAGUAUUCAGCAUGGAUAACAAUUCAAAAAUAUUCAAUUACUCGAAUAACUUCUUGACUGUUACCUCAAAGUGCGAUUACAAUCACCAUAAUAACUUAUUCAAAACUCCACCAAGCUCUUCUAAAAAUAGAGACAGAAGGAUAUCUCAGCUAGAGGAAUCUCCAAUCGUGGAAUCAAUAAGUUCAAACAAUGAUUCUCAAAGUUUGGAAGUUAUUAGAGAAGAACCAGAAGGAUCUUGCUUUAAAUUUACAAAGUCGAAAGCCAGAGAAUGCACUCCUCUGCUAUCUCCACCUGAUCAUCUCCAAUCAACUUAAAAAAAGAACAACUAUAUUACCUUUGGAGGAUGCACUCCUCACUUCAAUAAACAAGCAUAGACUAAUAAUCACGGCUUUUAGAUUGAAAACUCGAAAGCAGUGACAAUAGAUGGAAACUCUUAUAUUGAAAUGGGAAAUAAUUAAAAAGAAUACAAAGAUGAGAGCAGAAGAUAGCUAUUUACAAAUGACUUGAAUGAUGGCGAUGAUGAUAUCAUAGAAGAGGACUAAGAAUCUUAAUUGAAAAUUAGCUCGUUUAUAGAUGGUAUAUUAGACGGAGAGAACGAGGAUUAAUCAGAAUUUUGUUAGUAAAUGCAAUCAUCAGAAGAAUUCAAUUUCAUUGUAAGAAAUCUCCAAAUACAAGCAUCUCAUGAAAUAAUGAGAUAGUUUGAAGAAUUCUAUAAUUAGAGAUAAGAACAAAUCUUAUAACUCUUCGAUGAUUAAGCAACCUUUGAAUUCAUGAAUAUUUAACAAAGUCUGCAGACUUAAGAAGCCCUAUCAGUUAUGGAUGCUGAAGUUUUAGCUAUCAAGCUAGAUUAUUAAACCUUGUCUAUCGACUAAAAUGAUGAGGCUGGGUUCAAGUUAUUCUACAUCACUUUCGAAGGAAAUUUGUAAAUGAAGAAUGAGCAAGUUGAAAAAAGGUUUAAGACAUCAUUCAUGGUUGAGGGUCAUAUCAAUUACAGGCAAAGAAUGUAGCAAUUACAAGUUCAAGAUACAAUGGUAAAAGUAAAAGCUACAAAAAUGAACGUUUUUUGA